AUGUCUGAGACUACCGGAAAGAUCCCAUUCACGCACGAUGGUGUCACCUAUGAGACGUGGUACAAGGUUGUAGGCGAUCUCAGCACGAAAAACCGCCCUUUGGUGACUCUUCAUGGCGGUCCCGGGAUAUCGCAUCACUAUAUGCUCCCUCACACCUCCUUCGCCACAUCUCACCACACUCCCGUCAUUUUCUACGACCAGAUCGGCAUCGGCCAAUCUUCCCAUCUCAAAGAUGUACCCCCAGAGUUCUGGACCAUUGAGCUCUUCAUGGAUGAGCUUGAUAACCUCCUUAUCUAUCUCGGUAUCCGAGACGACUUCGACCUCGUCGGGCAUUCGUGGGGUGCUAUGUUAGGUGCUCACUACGCUGCCUACAGACGUCCUGCAGGGCUCAAACACUUGAUCCUGGUCAGCGGGAGCGCAUCAAUGAAACUUUGGGCUGAGGGUACCAACAGGCUACUCGACGGCAUGCCUGAGGACCUUCGAGAAAUGCUGAAGAAGCACGAGAGAGAGGGUACGACCGAUAGCAAGGAAUACCACGACGGUACCCAAAUCUUCUAUAACAAGCACGUCUGCCCGCUUGUUCCUUGGCCCGAGUUACUGCUCAAGUCGUUCGCGAACAUGUUCGAGGAUCCCACGGUGUACAGCACCAUGAUUGGGCCUUCGGAGUUUAACAUCACAGGAUCCCUCAGAACCUGGUCUGUCGUCGACAAGCUCCACGACAUCACUGCCCCCACCCUCGUCAUCAAUGGCCAGGACGAUGAAGCGCACGACGUGGGCAAUUGGCCCUUCUUCGCGCAAAUUCCCCGCGUCAAGUGGGUGAAGUUCGCGCAGAGCGCUCAUAUGACGUUCUUCGAGGAGCCCGAGCGGUACAAGGAAGUCGUUGGCGAGUUCUUGACCAAUGUGUAA
This is a messenger RNA of Postia placenta MAD-698-R-SB12, 906 nucleotides long. RefSeq lists its product as hypothetical. Bases 1 to 906 code for a protein of 301 amino acids. The transcript has 2 exons. Gene Ontology annotation, biological process: proteolysis. The record is from RefSeq and is a predicted model, not a curated record. Gene Ontology annotation, molecular function: peptidase activity. Lineage: Eukaryota; Fungi; Basidiomycota; Agaricomycetes; Polyporales; Adustoporiaceae.